Molecule: messenger RNA, 3363 nt
Organism: Tilletiaria anomala UBC 951
Lineage: Eukaryota; Fungi; Basidiomycota; Exobasidiomycetes; Georgefischeriales; Tilletiariaceae
Product: DNA/RNA polymerase
Exons: 2
Biological process (GO): error-free translesion synthesis; error-prone translesion synthesis
Cellular component (GO): nucleus
Molecular function (GO): damaged DNA binding; deoxycytidyl transferase activity; DNA-directed DNA polymerase activity
Source: RefSeq, a predicted model, not a curated record
GACCAAAUCACAGGAUCUGUAGGCGCCAAAGCUGAUCGCCAAGAUGCCUACCUCGACUCGGAAGCGUACGAAGCUGUCGCCUUUGGGGACUUUGCGACAUACAUGCGUCAUAAACGACAAAAGCUCAAGGUUCAGGAAAGUGCUUUACUGCAAGAAGAACGCAUGCUCCUGAAAUAUCAGCAGCGAGCCCUGGGGUCACUGGCGGUCAAAGAUGCAGAAGAGAGCAGCUCGAAGCCGUUAGCUGAUAUCGCUGAGAUUGACAAGGAGCAUCCCCAAGUAUUCAAAGGUUGCUGUAUCUACAUUAACGGCCUUACUCAGCCACCCUAUUUAGAGCUGCGCCGUCUCAUUGUUCUGCAUGGCGGUGAUUUCAUGGCCUAUCUCGACACCAAGGGCACCGUGACGCACAUCAUCGCUUCGUCGUUGACACCGAAGAAACGCAUCGAGUUCAAAGACUACAAGGUCGUCAAUGAAUCAUGGAUUCUCGACUCAAUCAGAGAAGGCAGACGAAUGGAUUGGAGGCGCUAUCGAGUCGAGGCGGAGAAUGGACCUGAAUUGGAGCGCUGGAACAAGAUGAAAGUGCAGAGCAAGGAAGCUGCUAAGAACCAAGGUAGCCAGUGGAGUAGCAAGUUGACGCGGAUAAAUGUGACUUCGUUAAGAGCGCAUAAAGAGCUGGCUUCACAAGAUGGAAACCGACUGGAAGCUCCUGUUACACCUGAGAAGGGUAAGGCGGACCCGUUCCUGCCCCCAACCGCGCUUGCGGACAAGAACAAUACGUCGCCAUGGGGAAAGAGCACCGCUCAGAAAAAGCUGCUCGACAUCUGGGCGAGAGGUGCGGAGAGCUCGUCCAAAGUGGGGAUUAUGAUAUCUGCAGCUGCUCAAACCCCAGUAGGCACCACGCAGCCUUACACAGUCAUCGGCACAAACCCCUCUUUGCCUGUUGCGGCUGCGCGUCUCGUGGUCGAUAACGCGCCUUACACCUCACAUCCAUCCAAUGGGCACGCCGCACGCCUGCUCGCGUCGCCUUCGUGGCGUGAGCGCAACACUGCAUCCAGCGGGGACUUCCUGAGCGGGUAUUUUGAAAAGAGCAGGUUGCACCACCUCAGCAGUUGGAAGAUGCAGAUGAAAGAUAUGGUCGAAGACGCGCUCCGCGAAUCUGGUAGGGUAAUGGGAAGUCCUGAGCUCCCCAAGGGUGUCAAAAGGGUCAUCAUGCACAUCGAUUUCGACAGCUUCUUCGUCAGCGUUGGUUUACGUGAUCGUCCAGAGCUAAACGCUAAGCCGGUCGUCGUCUGUCAUCGGCAAGGGCAGAUGUACAGUACCGACGGUGAUCAGAGAACGGUCCCUGUCCAAAGGACAAGCACGUCUGAGAUCGCAUCAUGCAAUUACGUCGCGCGCUCGUUCGGCAUCCGCAAUGGUAUGAGCUUAGGACAAGCUCACACGAAGUGCGCAGAGGUGCACUCUAUCCCAUACGAAUUUGAUGCAUACAACAAUAUCAGCAUCCAGCUCUACACCAUCCUCCUGGCGCACUCAGACGCCAUCGAAGCAGUCAGCGUUGACGAGGCGCUGAUCGAUGUCAGCUUCCUUCUCGAAGAGCUGCGAAACGGAAACGUUCGCCAAGAGGCGCAACUACUCGAAAAGUACAGGCACUAUGUCAGUAGUCAGGGAGACUCUUGGACGGGGGAGAGGCAGCUCGCCGAGGCGCUGCGUGACGAGAUUCGCAGCAAGACGCGCACGGAAGCUAGCAUCGGCAUCGGAUCGAAUGUCCUUUUGGCAAGGCUGGCGACUCGCAAAGCCAAGCCCGGCGGCUCUUUCCACUUGCUCGACAAGGAUGUGCCGACAUUCUUGGCGGAUCUCGAUAUCGACGACCUCCACGGUAUCGGAUGGAGCGCUCGCGAGGCGUGCAAGAAGGAAUUUGGCUGUGUCACCAUCUCAGAGUUGCUGUUCAAAGCUAAGGAGUCCGACUUUCGUCGCGUUUUCGGGCGCGAGAAGGGGGCGCAGUACUGGAACAAGCUGCACGGAAAAGAGCGAGACAAGCUAGAAGGUGCGCGCGUCAGGCGCAGUAUCGGUGCCGCUGUCAAUUACGCCAUGCGCUUCCAAGAUCAGGGCGAGGCGGAGACAUUUGUGCAGAAUCUCGCUGCGGAAGUCGCCGGCCGCAUGGAAAAAGCCAAGCUCGCCGGGCGCAAAGUGCAAGUCGCCGUUAUGGUCAGGGCGAAGGACGCGCCAGUAGAAGCGCCGAAAUUCCUGGGUCAUGGCGUCUGCCAAACAUACAAUAAGAGUGCCAAACUUUCUAGCUCGACGCACGACCCCGCGCAGAUCAAGCGUACCGCGUGGUCGUUGAUUAAAGCUCUCAAUGCCGAUCCCCGCGAGCUCAGAGGAAUCGGCAUCAGUCUGCAGGAUCUCACUUCCACGACUCCCGGUGCCCACCUGCCUCUCGUCCCCAAGGACGGGCAGUCAUUGCUCAUGUUCGGCUCCGAUAAGAGGGAUGCGACAUGGCCUGUGCUGCAAGGCGAAAAGCUGCCAAGCAAAAGCAACACCAGCGACGGCGCCGCCCAAGCACCCAAAACGGUGCGUUUCGACGAAGGUGCAUGGGAUGAAGCCGAAACACCCCUCCUCCCGGGGCCCUCGCUGGUGUCAUUUCAGCGCCGAUCACUCUCUCCGGCGCCAGGAGCUGAAGAAGAGCUUGCGCAACUCGAGGUCGAAUAUGAUCGCAUGGAACCCCAAUCGCGAGCGCCCGUGGACGCGCAGUAUAUGGUGCCCACGCAAAUGGACCAAGAUGUACUUGCCGAGAUGCCUGAAACGAUGCGGGCGCAGCUGAAAGCCGCGAUGGACAAAAAAGCAGCUGAUAAAGCAAGCGACGCGGAACGCAGACGCGAUCAGCCCCCAGUGCGAAGUGACGUGACGCUAACUGCAUCUCAGAUCGAUUCAGCAACCCUGGAUGAGCUACCCGAAAGCCUGCGCAAAGAAAUUCUGCGUGAACUGGCGGAAGUUAGUCGGAAUAACCUCGGGCCUCGUCCACCUAUGCUUCCGCUGCGCGUUGCGACCAAGUCUCCUCGGAAGAAGCCAGCAGCUGCGAGCCCUAACAAGACCCUGCCAAAGCACAAGCUGGUUUCUCCGCUCAAGAAGAAUCAACCCGUGAUUGACCAGGUCACGCUGUGGAUCAUGAACCCUGACAUGCUCAAAGACACAGAUCUGCGAGAGCUCGGCGUCGAUGCGGAGUACUAUCGAGCGCUGCCGGCACAUCUGCAAAGGGAGCUCAUCCGCGAGCAGACUGCCGCUGUGCAAAAGUCCAAAAAAGCACGCGCCAAGCCAGCGAGCAAGACUUCAGACAUGACGAGAGCAGAGAAGCGUGCUGCCGAGACGCAGCGC